AUGAUGGGAAAACAAAAACUCUUUUUGAAUUUAACAAAAAAUAGGAAGAUUACUGUCUUUUUUGAGAAAUGUUUCUCAAAUGCUAUUGCAACUAAUAACAAUGAGAAAACGACACAUUUCGGAUAUAAAACUAUCAAAGAAAACGAUAAAGUAAAAGAAGUGUAUACAGUUUUUGAGAAAGUGGCAAAUUCUUAUGAUAAAAUGAAUGAUGCUAUGAGUUUUGGAAUUCAUCGUAUUUGGAAAGAUAUAUUCAUUCAAAAGUUCGGGCCAACUCAUGGUAGCAAAUUAUUAGAUUCAGCGGGUGGCACAGGAGAUAUUGCAUUUCGAUAUUUAAAUUAUUUAAAGAAUAUUCCUAAUCACCAAGGUGUAAAGAGUUCUGUGACAGUUUGUGAUAUAAAUGAGAAUAUGUUAGAAGUUGGUAAAGUAAGAGCAAAAAAAUUAGGAUGGGUAGAUCAAAAUGACUUUGAUAUUGAUUGGAUGCAAUGUGAUGCAGAAAAACUUCCUUUUGAAGAUGAUUCAUAUGAUGCUUAUACAAUAGCUUUCGGAAUAAGAAAUGUAACACAUAUUGAAAAGGUUCUAUGAUCAGUAUUCAUUUCAAAUAAUACCUGUAUUGGGUACACUCAUAGCAGGGGAAUGGCAACCUUAUCAAUAUCUUGUUGAGAGUAUUAGAAAAUUUCCAAAACAAGAAGAAUUUAAAGUAAGUAAUACAAUAUGAUAAUAAUGUGAUAUUUAUAUAUAAAUUAGAUAUAAGAAAUAUAUUUGAUUUUUAAAUAUUAUUUUAGCAACUGAUUGAAGCAGCAGGUUUCAGAAAUGUAACACAUGAAAAUUUAACUUGUGGAAUAGUAGCUAUUCAUUCAGGUUUUAAAUUAUAAUAGUGUUAUUUAAUAAUAAAUGUAUAAAUGUUAUUUAAUAAUAAUAAUAAUAAUAAUAAUAAGUGUAUUAAAUAAUAAAUUACUUAUAUUUUUUAUUAUAUCAAAAAAUUUAGUAAAAAUAAAUUUAUCAUAUUGUUACAUUUAUUACUCGCAAGAUGAAUCAUUUAUUACAUAUAACAUUCACUGAAUUACUAAAAAUAAAUUAUAAUUUAAGUGUUAUUUUUAAGUAAAAAAUUUUUUAUUUGUCUAUCUAUUAUUUCUUUCUGUUCUUGACUUAAAUCAAUGAUUUCAAUUACUGUUGGCUUUUUAUUUAUAUUUAAUUCUAAUUUCAAGAGUGCAUCUAAAGUUUUCAUCUUUUGUUCUGCACUACGAAAACUCUGAAAUAUUUAUAUAUUUUUUAUGAAAUAUAAAAUACAAUGAAAAUAUAAUAAGUAUAAAUAAUACAAAUAUUCAAAAAUAUCAAAUAAUAAAUCAAAAUACCAUUCUAAGUUCAUGCUCAAUUUCUGGGUUUUUCUUUAAUUUCUUUUUUAAUGAGAAUUCUUGAACACUGAAACCUAUUAAAUUUUCUAGAACCUAAAAUUAUAAAAAUUGUAAUUAUUUAAAAUAUAUUAAAUUUUCUAAUAAAUUAUUUAUUUUAAAUAAAUUAUAAUUCAACACCUUAUUUGAGAAAGAAACUUCUAUUGUUCCAGUAUUAUCUGCUACUACAGCUUCCAAAAUCCACAAUGAAUCUUUCUUUGUUAAUUUUCCAACAACUUCAACAUAACCUCGAAUUGUUCUAAAAAUAGUUUCGGUGACUGUUUCAUUAUUUAUAUCGCGUAUAAAUUCACAAAUUUUUGGUUCUUCUGGAGUAUUUAUUACUUUUGUAAAUUCUGUAAUCCGUCUAUUUAUUUUACUCUUUUUCAAAGGUACUAUUUCGGAAGGAGAAAUUGGAACCUGAAAUUGGAAAAAUUAUGUAACUAAAAUACUAAUUUACAAAAUAAAAAGUUAUAGUUUGUAUUUCUUAGCAAAAUAAAAUCCAUUACACUUCUUUUUUCGCCAGUUAACAAAGAUUGUGGCUUUUCUUCUAAUUUUGAACGAGAAAUUGAUGAAUCUGAUUUAUUAGUAAACAAUUUAGAAUUUUUUUUCUCAAUUUUUCUAGAAACAUUGUAUUUGACAUCUGUUACUUCCUCGUCAUUUAUUAUAAUAAUAUCAUGGUUUCCUUCUUUUGGCAAAGUUCUAAAAGGUGUUGCGAUAUUUUUUUGUUCUAUUUGUGUUUCUAUAAGUUGUCCUUCAUCAAUCUAUAAUAAAAUUUUUUUGUUAAAACAUUGAUUAAAUUUAAAUUUUAUAUUAUAAAUUUUUGUAAUAAUUUCAGUUCUUAAUAAAAUAAAACAUUAAAAUAACCAUUUCUAAAAGACAAUCGUCAUCGUCCAAGAUUUUUUCAUUUUCAUAAUUAACUAUUUUAAUUUCAGUGUUAGCGUUUUUAAUUUCUGUUUGAAAAAAAUCAUCAUCAAUAAACAUUUUUUCAUUUUUAUGAUCUUGAACUGUUUUAAUUUCAGUGUUAAUUUUUGUCUUAAUUUCUGUUUCAGUAGAACCUUUUUUAUUGUCUUUUUUAUGGGAAUCUUCAAUUUUAGAAACAUCUUCAAGAUUUAUCUCAAAGUCUUCUUCAAAAAAGCUAUCAUCUAUUUGUGAUUGUUCAUGUUUAAUGACAUUUGACUUAGUGUCAUUAUCAUUAUAGGGGUCAGGAUUCUCUGGAAGAUUUCUGCAAAUAAUAAAUAUACAUAUAUAAAAAUCAUUAUCAAGAUUUUCCAAAAAUAUAAUUGAAUAUUUAAUUUAUUCCAAUUUGUUUAUUUCAUAACUUGCUUCUGUUUUAUUGCUUCUUUUGAAUUUUUAAUAAUAAUUUAAACUCACAGAGCUCUGGCUAAAACAUUUUCCAAUGCAUUAGGUAUUAAUAAACUAUCUACUUCACCACCAAUUCCUUUUAGUUUCCCUUUUUCUAAUAACAGUACACCUUUGUGACAUUUCACUGGGCCCAUUAUCAUAACUUUAUACCCUGGUAAUAACGUAUCCUUAAAAAGAAUGUGAUAGUACUUUACAACAGUAUCAUUUUUUAAAAAUAUCUUUUAAUUUAUGUUUUUAGUAAAGAGAACUAAUAGUAUUAUUUUAACCUAAUCAGAUGUUUAUUAUUGAAAAAAUAUAACAUCAACGUACAUUUAGUUGAGGUAUAUAAUUAUAUUCAAUUCCAAUUACAUCUUGCAACCCAUCUGUUAAUCGUAAUUGCAUCAUUCUUUUUUUAGGAGGUUCCCAUUUUUCCAUUUUUUCUGCUUCAGAUAAUUCUACUUCUGAGAUAUGAGUGUUUCUAAUUUGUUCUAAUUGUUUAUAUUUUGACAUUGCAAUAUCAUACAUUUGUUCUACCUAGAGUAUUAUAAUAAAAAUAAAUAAUUUUUUUAUUUACAUAACUAUAUAAAUACAUAUGUUGUAUACCUGAAGAAUGUAGUUCUCAUUUAAUACAAUACAUUUUUGUUCUGAAAGAUUGUGUGGUAAACUUCCAUUCUCAUUAUUAAUUACACGUAAAUCACUAAGUUGCCAUUGUGCCUUUACAAAUUCUAAAAUUUCUUGUGAACUUGACUGAAAAUAGAAUUAAUUCUGAUAAAAUAUAUUAUAAAAACUUAUAAUAUGGGUAUUUAUUCAAGUUUUAUUUUAAUAAUUGUACUUUAAAAUUUAAAAUAUGCUUCAAGCACAUUACAGAAUUGUACAAAUAUUUGAAGUCAGAUAUGUUUAAAUAUAUAUUUAAAAUUAUAUUUACAUUUUUAUGCUGGUCUACAUAAAACUCUAUACAAUCUCUCAACCAUUCAUUAUUCAUUGAAUAACAUUCUGAUUUUAAUUUACUUUUUAUUUGUCUAAAUAUGUUUUCAUUCAUAUUUGACACUGUAUUUAUAUAAAAUUAUAGUAUAGUCUAAAUCUUUGAUGAAUGACCAGUAGAAUACUUUAAUUCCGAGUCUUUUUUAAUAUUUAUUUUGACAUUUUUAUCACAAUAUGUAAACAAUUUCCUUUGUUGUUUGAAUAUAUACACAAUAUAUAUCUAUAGAAAUUAAGCAAUGAUUAUAGAAGUAAGUUUUCAAAGUACGAUUAUUUAAUAAGAGAAAUCUUAUUGCUCUUGCUUUUACUAUUACUUAAAAAGAUAAUAUAAAUUAUAAUUUUAACAUAUUUAAACCAAGCUUUAAACAGAGACACAUGUCAACUGUGAGGUUAUGUAUAAAAGCGUUAAUUCCUGUAAUUACAGUAUUCAAAUUAUUUAAACGAUAGGAAACAAUAUUUUAUUUAUUUAUAUAUGUAUUUGUAUCAAAUGACAUUUUUUAUCUAAUAAAAUAAAAUAAAUAAAAUAUAUACUAAUUAAUAUAUCUUUUGUUUAAUAGUUUACAACUUUUAUAUAUAAUAUUAUAUGAAAUAAUUAUUAUGACAAUUUUCAAUUUAUAAAACACUAAUAAAGAUUAAUCUUUUUUUAAGAUUCAUAAAAAAAGUAGAAGAAUAUUUCUGUUUAUAAAACAAAAAUUAUGUUUAAUAUUACUUUAUAGAUGUACUAAUAAUAAAUUACUUUAUGAUUUAAAGAACUUUUAUAUAAAUUCUUCUAUUAUUCUAUAUAAAUUCAAAUUAAUUAAUGACAUAGUGUACAAAGUAUAAUUUUAAUAUCAAUAUAAAUUUGUGUAAAUGUAAUAGAGAAUGUAAUUCAGUAAAAAUAUUUUUCAUUAACACAGUAACAACUUAUUCUUUAACUAUUUUUUUAUCAAUACAAUAACAAUAAAAGAACGUGUAACGAGAAUUUCCGAAAGAUACAUUAUAUGUUUCAGAUAAUAUGUAUGUUAUAUAUAUCUUUUAAAUCAUAGUUAGAAUUAUUAUAGCCAUUAUGAUCAUUAUAAUUAUAAUAAUAAUACUUUUAGUUAUAUUCAGUCAUUGA
Messenger RNA from Heterotrigona itama, 4803 nucleotides. The record is from the annotation of a GenBank genome assembly. Lineage: Eukaryota; Metazoa; Arthropoda; Insecta; Hymenoptera; Apidae.